This is a messenger RNA of Apaloderma vittatum (bar-tailed trogon), 2757 nucleotides long. RefSeq names its product tudor domain containing 7 (gene TDRD7). The record is from RefSeq and is a predicted model, not a curated record. Lineage: Eukaryota; Metazoa; Chordata; Aves; Trogoniformes; Trogonidae. Bases 1 to 2757 code for a protein of 918 amino acids. Gene Ontology annotation, biological process: lens fiber cell differentiation; spermatogenesis; lens morphogenesis in camera-type eye. The transcript has 14 exons.
AUGUUCAAAAGCAAGACUGAAACACCAUCCAGGUCUGAGAAGAGACUAACUGUCCCACCACGGUUUCAAAAGGAAUUGCAAGUUCACCUGUCCAGAAGCUCUUCUGUGGAUUCAAAUGAUAACUUGAAUACAUCUGUUGCGGAGACACAUACUGCUGCCCCUGGCCCUUCUGCUGCUACCAUCAAUGAAGUUCAAAGUCGCAUUAAGGAGAUUCUAAGCAAGUGCAGCAGUGGCGUCUGGUUGUCAAAGAUGCCACAGUUAUACCGGGAAAUGUACUGGGAGGAGCUCAGCACAACAGUGCUUCAUCAGCUUGAGAACUGGCCUCAUGUGUGCACUGUGGAAAAAGUUCAUAGGGGUGAUCAGAUGGAUGGGCUGCUUUAUCCUGCUGGGAAAAUACCACCAGUGGCAAAAAGUGAUUCAGAGCAAGAAAAGGCAUCUCAGAACGUUACUUCUUCAAAAGCAGACUCUUUGUUAAAACCAACUACGGGGACGACACCUGCACCACUUAGUAGUGACUUCAAGCAGAAAGUUGUUAACAUCUUGCUUAAGUAUUCCAGUGGUCUUUGGGCAAAUGCACUUCCCAAAUUGUACCAAGACACUUACCAAGUAAAAUUUCCAGAAGAUAUUCUAAAUAAUCUGGAGUUGCUCUCAGGUGUAUGUGUAGUGGACUAUGUAUCUGAAGUCCCAAGGAAGGCCAUCCUCUAUGCUAAACCGCAAAGACGCGUUGAUGAAAGUCUGAAUGUCGCUGAGAAAGUCCAGAAGCCUGAUGAUGUGAAGGCUGCAGCUGAAAAACAGUUUGAAGAAUCCAAGGACCAGUAUCCAGAGAACAUAACUGUUCCUCCUCUAAUCAUUCCUUCAGAAGGAUCUGUGUCUGUCAUGGUGUUAGAACUGAAAAACACUAAUGAGGUCCUGAUUAGGUAUGUGGGCAAAGAUUAUUCUUCUGCCCAGGAACAAAUGGAAGAUGACAUGAAAGCGUACUACACUCAAAACAGUGCAGUGUCAUUAGCUCAGUCUCUGAGCGUUGGGCAACUUGUUGCAGUACACGCUGAAGAAGAUGCCUGGUUGCGUGCUCGUAUAAUUUCUCUAGAAGACAACAGAAUAAAGGUAUGCUAUGUUGAUCACGGCUUCAGUGAGUUUGUUGAAAGCAACAGUGUAUACAGACUACAGAAACAGUUCUAUUUGCUUCCAUUUCAAGCUGCAAAAUGUAAACUGGCAGGACUGGAAGUCUUCUGUGAUGAUCCUGCCCUAGUAAAGACUGUGGAAUCGCAGACAUGCUCCAAGAUACUUGCUGUGGAAAUACUUGAAAAGAGUGAUAUUCCUCUUCUUGUUCUCUAUGAUACUUCUGGAGAAGAUGAUAUCAACAUCAAUGCUACUUGUCGGAAGGUGUUGUAUGACAAGUCCCUUGAACUGCACCUGCAGGUAGACUCACUGUAUACAAAUGUCAGAGUAACCAGUGUUUUCUCUGAUGGAAGCCUGUAUUGCCAAGUGCCAUGUAAAGGCUUGUCCAGACUUUCUGAAAUCUUGCAGAAGAUAGAAGACUACUUCCAUUACAAGCAGGCAUCUGAGUUUAAUAUAUUACUACCUUUCUGUGGCAAAAUCUGCUUGUUUCCUUCGAAAGGAAAAUGGGCACGUGUAGAGAUACAAAUUAUUCACACUAGACGGGCACUUGAUGUGCAGUUCAUGGAUACUGGAACAGUUGCAACUGUAAAGGUGUCAGAGCUCAGAGAAAUCCCACCACAAUUUCUGAAAGAAGUAAUUGCAAUACCUCCUCAGGCUAUAAAAUGCUGCCUGGCAGAUCUUCCUCCUAACACUGGUAUGUGGACUCCAGAUGCUGUGCAGUGGCUGAGAGACACUGUAAUGAAUUGUCCUGAAUUUAGCAUGAAGGUGGUUAAACAGGAUGGUUCAAAGGGAAUUGCACACAUUUACUUGUUUGUUCCAGAGAAUUUCCCAGAUAUGGAACGUAGUGUCAAUCGACAGAUCAAAAAUGCAGACUUGUGGAAGCAUCAGAAAGAUGUUUUCUUGAGUGUUACACCUAGUGGGACUAGCUCCACGAAAGUGGCAAGUGAUGCUGUUUCACCUCUGCAGUUAACUAGUGGGAGGCUAGAGAAGAAUUUCUCUGAUUCAGCCAAAGAACCCGGCAGUGCAGUGUCUGCCACGGAUAUGCCUCCACCUCUGCCCUUGUCAAAGACUGGCGAGCUCAUGGAUGUCUAUGUCUCGGUGGCCUGCCAUCCAGGUCACUUUAUUGUCCAGCCUUGGAAAGAGCUACAUAAUCUGGAAGCCCUAAUGGAAGAAAUGAUUUUGUACUACAGCAGGGCAGAAGAGAAACCUGGGAGCAUUGAAAAAAACAAGCUGUAUGCUGCUAAAAUUGGAAAUCAGUGGUACAGGGUCGUAAUAAAAGGAAUUCUUAAAAAUGGGCUUUUAUCUGUAUAUGAGCUGGACUAUGGUAAACAUGAAUUAAUCAGCAUAGAUAAAGUACAGCCACUCACGGAUACAUUUAGAAAACUACCUUUCCAAGCUAUAACAGCUCAACUUGCAGGAGUGAAAAAUCAGCAGUGGUCAGAGGAGGCAUCAAUAGUGUUUCGGAACCUUGUAGAGAAGAAACCCUUGGUGGCACAGAUACAGGCAGUUAAUGAAAGCACUAACUAUUGGGAUCGAAAAAUAGUGGCUUUUCUUGUGGAUACAUCUCUUCCAGAAACUGAUAUAUGGAUUCAUGAUUUUGUGUCUCAGAACCUUGUGGAAUUUUCAAAGGAUGAUUAA